Molecule: messenger RNA, 4509 nt
Organism: Triplophysa dalaica
Lineage: Eukaryota; Metazoa; Chordata; Actinopteri; Cypriniformes; Nemacheilidae
Gene: tmem62
Product: transmembrane protein 62
Exons: 14
Coding region: 174-2138 (654 amino acids)
Molecular function (GO): hydrolase activity
Source: RefSeq, a predicted model, not a curated record
CACCCGGAAGUUUUAAAUGGAUGAUGUUGGCGAUUACAACGCGCUGAUUUUUCGUCCAAUCCGACUCUGUCUAGCUUUUACUGAGCCGGGAGAAUGAGGACGUAAACAUCUCACCAGUUACCCUCCUUCAGCAGGAAGAGUAGGUGUGCGUGACCACGGGCUUUAUAAAUGUGAUGCGUCCUGGAUCUCGGCGAGGGCAAAGACAUUUCGGCAGAAUGCUCAGGUUGUUUGUGGCAUUGGUUAUUGUUGGGCUAUUGCUCUCGUUGUUCACUUCUUGGGUACUUGACAUAUAUGACACCUCUUGGCAUCCUAAACGCAAUUUACAGCAAUCCGGGGAUGAAAGCAUGAAGAGGAAGAGCGGGCCGCCGUAUCCCGGUGUGCAGCUGGAGAAUAUGUUUUGGUUUGUGCAGGUAUCUGACAUCCAUAUCAGUCGUUUUCAUGAUCCGAGAAGGAUUCCCGAAUUUGAACGGUUCUGUAGUGACACUAUUGAUGUGAUUAAACCUGAUCUUGUGCUGGCCACAGGGGACUUGACAGACGCAAAGACGGAGAGUAAAAUAGGCUCUCUUCAGCAUGAAGUGGAGUGGCAGGCAUAUCACAACGUCCUGAAAAGAUCACGAGUGUUGGAACGCACUAAAUGGAUUGACAUUCGAGGAAACCAUGAUGCCUUUAAUAUUAUAUCACUGGAGAGCGUGAACAAUUAUUACAGAAAAUACUCAGCCAAUCAGAAAGUUGGAUCAUUCCACUACAUACACAGAAAGCCCUUUGGAAACUACUCAUUUAUUUGUGCCGACGCCACUUUGACACCGGGACCCAAACGGCCCUAUAACUUCUUUGGUAUGCUAAGCCAGAGUGAGAUGGAUUUAUUGGCGACCUUUAGAGAGGAGAGCCUGAGCAGUAACAAAACUAUCUGGUUUGGACAUUACACCACAUCUACUGUCCUCUCCCCUUUCCCAGGAGUCAGGGAGCUCAUGAGUACAGGUGUGGCAUAUCUGUGUGGGCACCUACAUACACUAGGAGGCUUCAUGCCCAUACUGCACAGUCGACAUAGAGGAGGCACACUGGAGUUAGAGCUGGGAGACUGGAUGUCUAACCGCAGGUACAGGAUAUUGGCUUUUGAUCAUGACCUUCUUAGUUUUUCCGACUUGAAGUUUGAGGACUGGCCAGCUGUGCUCAUCACUAAUCCCAAAGACGCGCAGUACCUGCAUCCAGGGGUGGAACCUAUUGAUCGUAUCCGCAGUUCCACACACAUCAGGGUUCUGGCCUUUUCAGAAUCUCAGAUCACAUACGUGUAUGUGAGUGUGGAUGGAGAUACGCUGGGAAAAGCUGUCAGGGCGGAGGGACCAUUGUAUGUACUGCCAUGGGACCCAUCACUCUACUCUACGGGACUGCACACCAUCAGUGUUAAAGUGGAGGAUUCAGCUGGUCGCUCAAAAAUAAGUGAGCAGCAGUUCACCCUGGAAGAAGAUCUAACCCCCAGCUUCGGAUUAAUACAGUCCUUCAUUCUCCUUACAGACCACUACAUACUUGCACGGAUUGCAUUUGUGGCAAUAGUGUUACUAAACCUAGGUGGGCUUGUAAUCUUCAGGUUUAUGCAUGUGUCUUCUACAAGAGGGUGGUCUUCUCAAGUAUUGACGUCCUUGCAUCUUGUCAGUAAAAUCAACAUCUUCUACUAUUCUCUACUGCUGUUCAAUCUUUGCACAGCGUUGGGGCCAUGGUUCAUUGGGGAAGUAAUUGAUGGACACAAGGGGGCCUGCUUUGUUUUUGGUGUGUUUGUGGACGGACAUUUUCUUGAAGGCAGUUUGAGUUAUGUUGUAGGAGUUACUCAGGUCCUCUUCUUCAACAUGCCUCUCACAUAUUACCUCUGUUGGAGUCUUCAUCACAGGUGUCGAGGAACCAACUUCCGCUCGCACUUCUGCCGGCCGGGUUGCCGCCUGCGGACUCUGGCGGUGCACCUGGGCAUGCUGGUGCUCUUGAUCUGGCAGGCGUAUUCUUGCUUCUUUCUGUUGGAGACCUAUGGGCUGCUGGCUUUUUUCCUGUCUCCAGUGCGUACCUGGGCUCUUCUCAUGGCCCUGCUGUUGGUGUACAGGGUCUGGUGGGGACCGCAGCCUCAUUUCUCUGAUGUUAGCAGACCGUUGUGACAUUGAUGUUCUCAGUUGUGGUUCUCAGUCUGUAUAUUUUAAUUUGACAGACUUUGUUUUAUGCCAAGUUCUUCCCUCCUCUUGCCUUUUCUAAUCAGUAACUGAAUUGCCAAUCACUUCCAUUAGAUUGCCCUAGUUACUAUUCAGCUCUUUUAAAUGAGGCCAUUAUUACAUUUGGCGGAUGGGGCCCUAUUAAACCUGAUUCUCGUCCUUCAUGCACACUAAGACACAUUUGUAGAGUUAAAGUGAUGGUUCAACCAAAAAUUUAAAUUCUGUCAUUAUUUACUCACCAUUUUGUAAUUUCAGCCCUGUAUGACAUUCUUCUGAAGAACACAAAAGAAGAUAUAUUAAAGAAUUUUGUUAACUUGCCCCCUUUCACUUGCAUUGGUUUCUGUCCAUACAAUAGAAGUGAAUGGGUGUUGGUGCUGUUCGGUAACUGACUUUCUUCAAAAUAUCUUCUUUUUUUCUGAGGAAGAAAGAAAGUGAUACAGGUUUGCAAUGACGAGGAUGAGUAAAUGACGACAGAAUUUCCAUUUUUGACUGAACUAUCACUUUAAAGGAACAGUUUACUCCAAAAGAUGAACUUAAUUGGACCUCAUUUCACUCCAAACCUGGAUGAUUUAUUCUCCUCUGUAUGACACGAAAGAAGAUGUUUAGGUGAAAGUUUGUGCACCCAUAUUAAAUAUAUGUGCAUCAUAAUUAAUUUCAAAACCUAAAACUUUUCAUACAAAAAAAGAGAAUCAUACAGGUUUGGAAUUAGACGAAGGCAUGUCAAUUUGUUUUUAAUAUAUAUUUAUAUAUUAUAUAUGUAUUUAAUAUAGAGAUUUGCCAGUCUUUGUGCAUACAUAUUACUUUGAUGAACUAAUAAUGACUUGUCAAAUCAUAGUUUUAAUUUGUUAAAGGCAAUCAAGACGUGAAAAAGACUGCCUACAUUUCUUAUUGAUAAUUUUUUAUGCAUGAAACUGCCACCACUGUACAUCACUGCAUAGGAGAGAUACUAUGAAUUGGUCAUGAUUGCAAAAAAAUCCCACAUUUUGUGAGGGAUGACACUAAACUACUCUUCUUAUUACACGGCUGUAUACCAAAUACACAUAAAAUAAUGUUUUGAGAUGAUAAAAGAUUUUAUUUUGUGACAAGAAAGACAUUAGAGUGAUAUAAAAAAAUUUACCUGCGUGGACAACUGUGCAGUCACAAUUAUUUGACUGCAGAAUCUGGCGAUUGACCAAUCAGAAUCAAGUAUUCCAGACAGCCGUGCAAUAAGUCCAUCAUAUGGAAUAUCAAGUUGGCCAUUUCCAGCUGGAUCACAGCAUUGUCUUACAAUAUGAUAAUUUUGAACUACACUUCGCACUAAAACCAAUUCUACAACUCAUCAAAAGGAAGAAACCACUAUACUUAUAGAUGAAUAUGAAUGUAGAAAAAUUGUUGUUGCACUACGGUUGCAUAACAAUUAUUGUUGCAUAGUCACUGGAAGGGGGAUCACUGCUGUCAUCUAUGUUGUCAUUCACAUAAAGAAAGACACCUAAAUUAAUAUAAAAAUUAGAGCCAAAAUUCUGAUGUAGAAUGUAGAAUAAAAUAGAACAACACAUUGACAUAGUAUUGCAAUUAUGAGUUUAACAUUGUUCGACAGCUCUUUCUGUGCACAGUUGCGAACCACACAAACAGCCUAAGGACAAUGGCCACUUACAGGGGGAAAAUCAGCUAUUUUGAAAAGAAACUGUAUUGUCAUUGAAGUCUUUCAUUGCGCCCAUAAUCGACUUAACGGGUAACAGAAAGAGUUUCUGGUGUAUUCCCUGAUGUUUAUUGAUGUUUUGUCAGGUCACUCAGUGUCUCUGUUGUCUCAGGAAAGUAAACACUUAAACAAUAGGCUGCUUUAGUUUGACUUGAAUGUUGUUUUAGAAGACUUGAAGUUUUAAGGCUCAUGAAAGUGACAGUAAACUUGUGAAUAGUCCACAUUUACUCAAUGUUAAUCUAGAUUUGUGGUGAUACAAUGGAACUUUUUUAAUGUUUGAUACCUGAUUUUUUGUGAUUUUGAUUUUAUUAUUUGUUUUUGGAAUUAAUUUUUUAUGUACUCAAUUAUAUUUGUAUGUAGUGCUCAUUGCUUCCAGUUGUUCUGCAUUGUUUAACAGGCAUUCUCUGUUCCUGUGAUCAUGUGGCUUUAAUUUUUUUGUGAAAGGCACCGAACACAGUUUUUCCCAGAUUUUACAGUAAAAACUGUUAUUCCAUCUAAAUAAGUAUAAGAAAUUCUGUAUUGAACAUGUGACGUUUUCCCUUAGAUGAAAGAAUGACCUCAUUUUAUAUAUUUUUCAUCACGUUGCAUUAGUCUAUCUGCCUGCGUUCACGUGUAAGAGAGUAAAGGGGUUUCAUAUUGUGA